AAAAAUAAUUAAUUCAAACAAUAAUAAGCGAUACGAAUGUUGAUUACAAUGUGAUAAUAAAGCGAAAGCUUUUGUUAUCUUUUUGUUUUCGCUUUUUAACCAAAAUUCUUGGCUAUUUCCGACAUAUAACAUUGUUAUCGACAUAUCGACAGAGGAAAAAAAAUGGUUUAGUAAAUGAAAUUGACAGCAGUGGCUCUGAUAGCUCUUUGACAUAUGACAUAUACGAGGGUAAAAUUGCGCAAGCGCGAUUAAAAUCUCGCUCAAUCUCGCUUCGAAGAUGUACUGAUCGUGGUAUGUGAUAUAUAUAAAUGGGUUUAGAAUUAGACUUUGACCACCACUUGACUGGACUGACAGCGACGGCGAGACGAUUAAUUUGGUGCAUAACAAGCAAUCACGCGGAAAGGGAGAGUGUGCAUUUAAAGUGGCAGUCAAGCUGUGGUUGCGCUUUCGCGAGGUCGACGCGUUUCAGGCGUGUUUGGCGGCUUCUUGAGAGCAGCUAAGCACGAAGAAACGAGUCUGACAUCUCACGAAAAAAGAAAAAAAAAUAUUGUGAAAAAGUGCUCGCGAUUAUUUACAUACGAGAAACACGUUUUUCGAUGUCAAACGUAAUAAAUCAUUACGAGUCGAUCAGUAUGCGAUGGAAGACGACGCAUCUUGUCCGCCGCCAUUAGCUCCCUUACCUAGAAGAUUUGGGUACCUGUCAGGGUAUCGAAUAGUAAUUCUCUCUGCUCUUUGCUCAAAUUUCUCGUCCAACGUCGACCUAACAUCAUGGACGGUACCUGCCUUCAUCAAUUCGUCACGGCCCCUCUUAAAAACUUCCUACAUUUACAACGAAUCAGAGACUUAAAAGAAAUCAAAAGUCAUGCAUGCAUGCAUUGGAUUUGAAAUCUUUAAUGGAACACACCAGCACCGCUUGUAGAAGAUGAAUAUCCAUGAGCAACACACUCUGGAUCGUAUUACCAGCAUGGACAUGCAAAGAAAAAUACAUUGGAUUACUACUUUGAAGUAAUUUUCUUCUUCAAAGUAGCAGGCAGGAUAAAAUGGAUGAAUCCAAGAGCAUGUACGAAUGAGGCGUAUAUUCCUACUCCUAUAGAACAUGUUGCAAAUGUUGCAACUCAUGGAAUAUGGGUUGUGCCAUCAGUGAUUGGUAGUAUCGAGCUUAUACGUCGUUCGAUGAGGUGGGCUCAACUUGUAUCCGCGUGCGUAUACGGCACUUCUUUGAUUCUCGUUUUUGCGGUGUCAACCUUUUUCCAUAGUGUACAUUACUGCAAUCAAAAUAGACAAUUGAAGGAUGCGUUACAUCGUUGUGAUCGUGCUAUGAUAUACAUUUUUAUAGCAGCCAGUUAUUUUCCAUGGUUAAAUAUAGAGUAUUUCUCAGACAAUGACUUAUUUUCGAUGCGGUAUGUUGUCUGGAUCAUGGCUAUAAUGGGCAUUCUUUAUCAGCAAAUCUUCCACGAGAAAUACAAGAUGUUGGAAACUAUUUUCUAUGUAGUCAUGGGUAUUGGACCUAGUGUUGCAAUUCUUAACGUUUAUAAUUAUUAUAAUAUUACGGAAUUAAAACUGGGCGGACUGAUGUACGUACUUGGCUUAGUAUUUUUCAAAUCAGAUGGUCGUAUACCUUGUGCACACGCAAUUUGGCAUCUUUUCGUAGCCGCAGCAGCUGGAUUUCAUUACUAUGCGAUCUUGAGUCAUGUAUUUCCUGAGACAGAUUUGACAAAUAUUCCUGGAAAUAUUUGGGAAAUGCCCAAGCCGUUAUCCAAAAUGUUAACAUCUCAAGUAGAAUUAUAGAAAUUGUGUACUAUUUUUUACAAUAUUUCUUCCAGAUGCUAAAGAUUCUAAAAAGUUUUAACAAUUUUAGGGGUAAACCCUGUAUAUAUUCUGAUAGAAAGAGAUGUGUCUUUCAUUUUUAUUCAUUUGGAAAGGUUUUUGAUAAAGAUAAAUUGAUUUUAUAAUCAUGAUUCUUAUAUCUGUAUUAGACAGUCGAUCUCUUUACGAUUUUUCCAAAUGUUAAUAAGCAAAAAUCGUGCAAUGCGUAAAAUAUUAUAUAUUAAUAUAUUUAUAUUUAAGAAAAAAAAAAUAGAGCGAAUUAAAAAAAAGUUAAGUACCUGACGGCCACAUGUAUUAUGGGUGUCUUAAAACAAAAAAGAAAUUAUUAGCAAAGAUAUCAAACACACUCAGUUACUAUAUUAAUUGCAUUAUAAGUUCGAAUACAUUGAAUAUUGUGUCUUUCAUAUGAUUUAGUAUGCUAGUCUUGAAAC
This is a messenger RNA of Camponotus floridanus (Florida carpenter ant), 2258 nucleotides long. RefSeq names its product monocyte to macrophage differentiation factor 2. The record is from RefSeq and is a predicted model, not a curated record. NCBI's taxonomy places the organism in Eukaryota, Metazoa, Arthropoda, Insecta, Hymenoptera, Formicidae. Bases 1045 to 1788 code for a protein of 247 amino acids. The transcript has 5 exons. Gene Ontology annotation, molecular function: pore-forming activity. Gene Ontology annotation, cellular component: membrane.